AAUGCCACCGAUUCGCCUCCAUAAAAACCCCAAGAAACCGACCGUCACCGGAAUCCACUUGUAAUUUCCCCAAGAAUCUGCAAUGGCUUCCGCCGUGACCAAGGAGGAGUUCAAUGCGUUCCACAACAUCGACCGCACCACGUUCAACAGACUCGUAUUCAAUCUGCGCCGCGAACCGUUCGAGUCAAUGCAGGUCAUGGCACUCCUCCUCUGCCUAGAACAGACAGGGCUGGCUCACAACUUGGUGUACCAAACUCUGCAAUGGUCUGACACCUUUCUGAACUCUUUAGCCAAUGAGGCAGUCCUGUGCUUGCAGUGCGGGGAAAGCGAAGAAUUCCCUUUGGCUUUAGAAGGCGUUGAAGUUCCCCUGAUUCAGACCAUGACAAAAGGCAAGGUUUCUCUCCGGUAUUUCUACGAUCAUCGUCUCCUCAUUAUUCCUGGGAUCGAAAAAAAUGUUAACGAAGUUUGUCUGAGAGCAUUUGAGGAUAUAAUGGAGCAACUGAAACAGAGAAAGAUAGAGGAGACAGGUGUUGAAGACAGGGGAGAACAGGUUCAGGGACGGGUUUUGGAAGGCGAAGUGGGGGACGAUUUGAGCCCCCUACAGAUCAGUAGUACGCCCGGCCAUGAGGAGAAGGAGAAAGCAGAAAUUCCGGCAGAUGAUAGGACGAUUUUCUUGACAUUUUCUAAAGGGUAUCCCAUUUCAGAGACUGAAGUCAAGGACUUCUUCACCAGGAAGUUUGGAGAUUGCAUUGAUGAAAUUCACAUGCAAGAAGUCCCGGAGGAGGAGCAGCCGCUGUAUGCAAGACUGGUGGUGCAGCCUUCUUCCUCCCUUGAGAAGAUACUAGGCGGUAGAAGCAAAGCCAAAUUCUCCAUUAAUGGGAAGCAUGUUUGGGGCCGAAAGUACGUGCCUAAAACCCAAAAGUCGCCGUCAAAAUCGCCGCCAUCAUCCUCGUCGCAACCCGCUCCCCCCACCGCAUCUUAGAACCACCUACCAGCUAGGAACUUGUUAGAAGUGUUUGUGGUUUUUGUUCAUUUUCAUAGGUAAUAACUUAGCAUUGAAGGCUAAGAAGAAUGGUUUAAUUAAUUAUACUUGCAACAUAACAAUAUUACAAUUGUUAUGGAUCUCAGCCAUAUAAAGUCAGUAAUUUUAG
Rubroshorea leprosula is the source of this 1151-nucleotide messenger RNA. Lineage: Eukaryota; Viridiplantae; Streptophyta; Magnoliopsida; Malvales; Dipterocarpaceae. The record is from the annotation of a GenBank genome assembly.